CCCAAGUUCGUUCUCCAGAGCAUCAGCUCCCACCCCCACCUUUCCCUCUUUCGGCUGAUUGACAGAAAGUCUGGCCACUUCGGACAGCUCCUUUCUUUAAGCCUUCGGGGAAGGUGGGUUGGGACGCGUCAGGUGCAGUGCCGAGCGUCCGGAAACUAGCAGAUUGUUUUUUGAAAAUGGAUUCAAAAUUCUGCUGUGUGUUUUUCACACUGUCUGCAUUAAUGUUUUCGAUCACAUUUUCUCACCAACAAGAUGAGCAGAAAGUUCUUCUUGUUUCUUUUGAUGGAUUCCGUUGGGAUUACAUCUACAGAGUCCCCACACCCCAUUUCGAUUAUAUCAUGGAGUAUGGUGUACAUGUCAAGAAAGUUACUAAUGUUUUUGUUACAACGACUUAUCCUAAUCACUAUACUUUGGUGACUGGUCUCUACCCAGAGAGUCAUGGCAUAAUUGCCAAUGACAUGUAUGAUUCUACCUUGAAUGAAACCUUCUCCUUGGAGGACAUGACGAUCUAUGAUUCAGAAUUUUGGGAAGAUGCAAUUCCGAUAUGGAUCACAAAUCAAAUAGCAGGCCAUGACACUGGUGCUGCAAUGUGGCCUGGGACAGACGUGAAAAUACAUGAAAAAUUUCCUACUUAUUAUAUGCCUUACAAUGAGUCUGUUUCAUUUGAAGACAGAGUCGCAAGAGUUAUUGAGUGGUUUAAGUUAAAGAAACCCAUAAAUCUUGCUCUUCUCUACUGGGAGGAUCCUGAUGAGAUGGGCCAUAAUUUGGGGCCUGACAAUCCACUCAUGGACCCUGUCAUUUCUGAUAUUGACAGUAAGUUAGGGUACCUCAUCAAAGAGCUGAUGAAAGAAAAGUUGUGGAAUACCGUGAACCUAAUUAUCACAAGUGAUCAUGGGAUGACACAGUGUUCUGGGGAAAAAAUCAUAGAACUUGACCAAUAUGUCGAUCCAAAUGACUAUUUCCUGAUAGACCAUUCACCAGUAAGAGCCAUUUUGCCAAAAAAAGGUAAAUUUGAUAAGAUUUAUGCAGCAUUGAAUAAUGCUCAUCCUAACCUGACUGUUUACAAAAAGGAAGACAUUCCAGAAAGAUUUCAUUACAAGCACCAUCACCGAAUUCAACCCAUCUUAAUAAUGGCUGACAAAGGAUGGACCAUUAUACAGAAUAGAUCCAAUACAUUCAUGUUAGGGAAUCAUGGUUAUGAUAAUGAAUUUUCUGAUAUGCAUCCAUUGUUCUUGGCCCAUGGUCCUGCUUUCAAGAAGAAUGUUUCGAAGGACUCCAUGAACUUGACAGACUUGUACCCGCUGCUGUGCCAUGUUCUUGACAUUCCUUCAAUGCCACACAAUGGAUCACUGGCAAAUGUAGAGGAGCUGCUUUCAGAAAUAGUCCCCAUAGUGAUUCCACAUAGUAGGACAACUCCACAGAGCCACGUGAACCUAAGGAUUUAUAAGAUGCAGUCGUAUGCAUACUUUGUGGGAGUCUUCCUUGGUAGCAUGAUAGUGAUUGUGUUUCUCCUAGUAUUCCUUAAACAUUUAACUCGUAGCCAAAUGCCCACCAUACAAGAGCGGAAUGCUGAAAUAGCUCAGCCAUUGCUAUGGUCCUAAGAUUGCUUAAGAAUGGAGAUUUUUGUAGUUAAUUGUUUGUUGUUAAAAAGAAAAAAGUCUGAUUCCAGGAAACCAACUUCAAGGUUUGCAUAGAAAGAACAUACAGUGCGUUUACACACACACACACACACACACACACACACACACACACACACACGUACUACAUAAAUAUAUACAUGCAUACACAUACAUGUACCAAUACAUAAAUACAUGCACACACACACAAACUUGGACAACAGUUCACAGUGCCGUUUACCUGCAUGAGAUUAAAAAUAUAACUAAGAGCACGUCUUAACUUUACUUUUUAGCCUUGGAGGAGAUUAAUAUCCAAUGUUAGAUGAACUGGAGACACAUUAGACAUGUGGUGACUUUUAAUCCUUAUAGAUACCUCACUUUUGACUAUUCUUAAAAGAAAAUGAGUUUUAUUUUUAAAAAUGUAAAUUUUAAAAAUUUCAAUGCACUUUAUAGACUAUUGAGUCCUAACAUUUAGUCAACUGAUGAAAAAGAGAACUCUUCAUGCCCAUCACUAGCAGACACUGCAUUUUCCCUGUUAUAAGAAGGGGGUGUGAUUCUUUGCCUAUAAGAGAGAUGCAAAGGUUGCUUCAUAAUUACCUAAUACAUCUCCUUAAAAGUUAGGAGACCUAGAUUAAGUGGAAACUUUCCUUGGCUAACUAGGCCUACUUUUAUACCAAAAAACAGCCAGAAGCAAUUGCCUUUAUGGAUGUACCUCAUCACAGGCUUCCUAAACAACAUGAUUCUCAUUGCACUUUUAGAGAAUGCUCCAUAUGAAAGGGUAGCCAGCAGUUACUUUAGAAGCAUCUCUUUCCUUACUAGCUGUGUGACCCUGGGCAAGUCACUUAACCCCAUUUCCUAGCCAAAAAAAAAAACCCUCUCUUUCCAUUAUAAACUACUUUUCAUCAUUUCCCACUUAAUAGUCUCACUCUGAUUACCUUCACAAUUGCAACACCAACUUCAUCGUAGUCUCUUUUACUUACUGAAAUAUGUAGAUAAGCUAAGGGGAGUCAUGUAUUCUGGAGUUCCAGCUUUUUGACACUCUUCUUGGAGUAUUUGAUUGUUUUAAAAAAUGUUACUAUUAACUAUAUUAAAACCUAAUAGGGCAAAAGUAGGACCUUCUCCUUCUUAAAAUAGGAUACAGCCUAUACAAGCACCUUUCAUUUAGGCAUCUACACAACCAGUACACAAGGAAUAUAAUAAAAUUAGUAAAGGUAUGCUGUGCUACUGCUAUGCUUAGAGGUAGGGUGGUGUAGUGGAUAGGGAGCUGGCCUUAGAGCCCAAAAGACCUGGAUUCAAGAUCUGCUCCUGAUGUUUAUGGCUAGGUGACCCAGGGCAACUCACUAAACCUCUCAGACACCUUUUUUUUGUCAACUUAAAUAAUAACUUUUAAAAACUUAGGUAAAAAUAAUACAAUGACCUCAUCUGAAAAUGCAUGCAACAUUUUACACCUACCUGUACUACCCUUCCUCUAUUAAAAAAGAGAAACCUAUUUUUUUCUCACUCCCAUCUCUCACCCAUUUUUUUUAAAAUAAAGCAAUUUUCUUAUAACGAAAAUGCAUAGUCAAGCAAAACAAAUCCUUUCAAUACUAUAUUACAAAAACAUAUGGCUUAUUGUGCACCCCCACAAACUGUCAGCUCUCUUUAAUGGAUGGCAUAUUUCAUUAUUGGUCCUCUGGAAUCAUGAAUGGUCACUGUAUGGAUCAUAGUUCUCACAGCUUGCAAAGUUGCCUGUUUUUAGAGUGUUAUGGUAGAAAAGUGAUUCUUUUGGUUUUGCUUAUUUCAUUCUUCAGUAGCUUAGAAAAGUUCCCAAAACUGUUCACUCUCCAAGAUCUAAAGUUGUGGAGAAGUUGCCUACCUGCAAUGCUUGAGGGAGGUCCUUUAUUAGAUAGUUCCUUUUAUCAGGGAAACCACAGGGCUGGUUCCUAUCCCCUAACAUUGCAAUCAGUAUUGAUCAAAUACUUUUCUUUACAAGACCCUAAAAACAAAACAAAUAAAGCAACCUUAUAAAGCGGAGAGGAUUGUCUUAAAGACCACCUCAGAAUACAUGUUAAAGUGCUAGGCACACGUGAGUCAGUAAUUGGUAAGAAUUAAGUUUGGGCUUAGGGUUAUUUGCUCAGUAAGUACUUACCAAGAUAAAUGGACCGGCAAUUUAAAGUUUUUAAAGAACAUUGCAACUUUUAAGGGUCUUUGAGACAUGGAGAGGCUGGGAUCAUGUAUUUCAUUUAAUCAAGACAGCAAAUUUCUGCAGGAUGUGUAAGGUGCUUUGCUAGGUGCUGGGGAGGGAGAGGGUCUUGGGUGAAUUAGUCUAAGGAAUAAGUUUCUUUUCAUCCCCAUUGAGGACUAGUUGUGUGCCGAAUGUCAUCCUGCCCCUUUCAUUCCCAACUGUAUCUUAGCACAAAAAUAUACUUUAAGGCAUUUCUUUAAGUGCUCAAAAGUCUUCUCAGAGGGAAGAGUGAAUAUUGAGAAAGAAAGAUUUUGUUUUUUGUUUUGUUUUUUUCUCUCUUAAAGGGAAAUUAUGUCAUUUCUCUUAGUAGAUAAAUUCUCUAAAGUAGGUCAGAAAUAUAGCCCAUAGAAAAUCUUUACAUAUAACGAUACAUAUUUGUACUAAUGACUAACAAAAACAUGUUGUGAUUAAGUAUUCAAGAAUUAUAAGAAAUGACAUUUUUUAAAAGUUACAUAGUGUACGACUAUAGCUGUACUUUAAUGCUUUCUAAAAUAAUGUGAACAGAUCAUUUGUUAGAUAAUAGUUAUUACCAAUGCUUAUUAACACCUGACUUGUUUUACAUAAUAAAUGAAUGACAGUACCUAGACUAACUACAUAUUUAUAAGCCGCUUUAAGCUGUGAAACAUGAUACUGAUAUUUAACCUCAAGAAAUUUAGAAUCUGGGUCUGCCAUCUCAGAAAAUGUAUGUGUCAAUGUUGACUUUUCAUAUUUUAACUUACCUGUGAUGUUGGGAUGUGGCUAUGUGGAUGAUACAAUUGGAAUGCAAUGGCUUUGAGGGUAAAAUGCCCGUUUCUUUUUUUUUUUUCCUGUAAAUUCAAUUAUCACGAAACCAGUUUUUUCCCCCAUUCUAGAAGUUGCUAAUACUGUAAACAGUAAGGUAUAGCAAAAAUUAUUUAAUAAUGAAAAUCAACCUUGUAAUAAUUCCAUUAAAAUUAAGAUUCUAAUAUA
Molecule: messenger RNA, 4788 nt
Organism: Phascolarctos cinereus (koala)
Lineage: Eukaryota; Metazoa; Chordata; Mammalia; Diprotodontia; Phascolarctidae
Gene: ENPP5
Product: ectonucleotide pyrophosphatase/phosphodiesterase family member 5
Source: RefSeq, a predicted model, not a curated record